Messenger RNA from Exophiala aquamarina CBS 119918, 705 nucleotides. RefSeq lists its product as uncharacterized. NCBI's taxonomy places the organism in Eukaryota, Fungi, Ascomycota, Eurotiomycetes, Chaetothyriales, Herpotrichiellaceae. Bases 1 to 705 code for a protein of 234 amino acids. The transcript has 2 exons. The record is from RefSeq and is a predicted model, not a curated record.
AUGCGUGGCUGGGGUCUUUUCUUCUUUCUCCUCUUUCUCCUUGUCAUAUUUGCUGUUGGUGGAUGGGUGGCCUACACACAAAUAAGCGCUCGACGCGAGGGUAUAACCCCGCCAUCCCUCAAGUCCUGGAAGACAUACAUCCCAUUCUUCCGACCGCAGGGAUCCUCGAACUACCCGGCACCCCGUCGCGCAGGCCCAAUUGAAUGGUUCCGCGAACAGUUCGCCAAAUUCGGCAACAAGCGCACUGCGCGGGGUGCGUAUGAGGAAGCUGGUGCUGACAGUGCGGGCGGGUAUGCCAGUGGUGGUCGGACGGGCAGACGUCUCGAGGACGAUGCUUGGGAUACCAGAGUCGGCAAUGACGACCCCUAUGGCGAUCGAGCUGGCUAUAGUGGCUACGAGGAGCAGGAAUUGGGCCUCGCGCCUACCCCCGGUGUACACAACGAGCCAUAUGGCGGAGGUAAGGCUGGCGGGGGCAGCGACUACCUUGGCGCCAGCGGGUACAACGAGCGAGGCCGCUCCAGAGGCACCCUUGGAUCCGAUCCAUUCGGCGAUCAAAAUGAAGCACCAAGUCUGAGGAGCGUGAGCCCUAGACCCCACGAAGGCGGCCAUACCAAGGGAAACGAUAGUCUCGAUACAACUGGAAGUGGAGACGGGAAUACAAGCCCUAUCAGUACACGAAAGAGUGUAUUUAGAGAAGGCAUAUGA